This is a messenger RNA of Aphanomyces astaci, 1666 nucleotides long. RefSeq lists its product as hypothetical. Lineage: Eukaryota; Oomycota; Saprolegniomycetes; Saprolegniales; Verrucalvaceae. The coding region runs from base 369 to 1328 and encodes 319 amino acids. The transcript is spliced from 9 exons. The record is from RefSeq and is a predicted model, not a curated record.
CUUUUGGUGAGGUCCUUCUUCAACAUGCGAAGUGCCAAGGAGGUCGCAACCUGUCAUGCUUUUGGACGUUGCGCGGAAUUCUCUUAUCCGAAUGAAGCAGCACCACCAUCUCUAGCCAUUCCUCGACUGAAGACUGACAUGGACGUUAAGACUUCAUCAUCGGGCGAGUUGGGCUGGCUGCAGCCACACCACGAGGAUGGCCUGUGGUGGCCUGUGCACGUGCACGGGCGAAACAAGUUCACAUCACCACCACCCCGCGACGUGAUUGAUUCCCCUACAACGCCAGAAGAAGCAGCUGGGACUUACUGUGAAGUGUACAGCUUUGGCACGUACAAAGUCUCGACACAUCCAGCCAAGAGCAUCCAACCAUGGAGCGCCAUGCAGCCCGUCCGAUCCAGUUGGCGCCUUGGUCGACAUGCCAAUGUGUAUCGUCAAGCCCUCGUCGAAGUGGAGGUGAUGGCUACAGUGUUUUGAUGUAUUUACAAGUCAUCCAGAGCUUCCUGAACCACACGAAGCCUUCCGCGAAUGAGCGCGACGAGGACGAGUCGCCGCCAAUCAAGCCCGACGGGAAACACAACGAUGACGACGAUAAUGAUGCCAUCUUUGCAGCCAAUUCAAUUGUGUGGGCAAAGCUGCGUGGCUACCCGUGGCUCCCAGCGUACGUUGUGGACGUCCACCAGUACGACUUGACUCGAGCACAUCGAGUCCCAAGGGAUGGUGGCGUGGUGACCAUUUUGCAGCAAGCCCAACGGGAUCGCAACCUGCGGGUCGUGUACUACUUUCAGUCGCAUAACUUUGGGCUGCACAAGGCGACCGACCAAUCGUUGCAGCCGUGGAUGGGCGACAAGCAUGAUUUGUACGCCAACCCCAAGCCGCCAAGGCAAGGCAGAACCGUGCGACGACGUCACAAAGAGCAACUUUGCGUGGCAUUGCGAGAAGUCGCGGAUCUCCGAGCCAAGAACCAAACCCUCCACGAGUUGCCAUGUACGCUCGUGCUGCGCAAGUUGUGUAGGCAUCGCCGUAACCACGACGUUGCACCCCCCAAAGCCGUUGGAAAUGCUGCGUUCAACGACCAAGACACUCCUUCUAGCCAACCCCCGUUCUUUGGCUCGAAGACGGAGAUUUUGAACCGUUUUGCGUGGAUGAAUCGCGCCACGUGGCUGCCGUGGAUGCCAGUGUUUGUGUUUGACCCGAAAACCACUCCGUCAUUGCGUAGUACUAGUGACACCAGUGGAGCAAAUCGUGCAGAUGGCGACGCGGAGAAGCUUGAAAUGACAUUGCACAAGGGCGAGUGCGCUGUGUUUGACUUUAGCUCCCGCUCAGUGUAAGCUUGGUGUCAUAUUUGAAGCCAUGUAUAUAUAUAUAUAUUCAGCAGCCAGACCUUUAGAAUAAAGUGCAACAAAACCAAGUUGAAGCCGUGGCAUUGUGCUGACGUGGAGGAAUGCAUGAUGGGGAAGCAUACCCAAGACGGACAUGCGACACCGCUAACGUCGCUGUCGAUGGCCCAGUUUGACAAGGCCAUGGCGUGCGCCGAGGGCUUUAUCAAUAUGGCCGUCGACGACGAAUUUGCCGGUUGACACGAGUGCGAAUACAGUAGAUAGCGAGCAUAUAUGCUAAGCUAGCUACGCUCAAUUAUGUUUAAAGAUUUUGCGAGAUUCAACAAGCC